AUAGGAAUAGGUAAAUAUUUGUUGUUGCUUUCAAUCUGAUUGAUUGCUCCACAAACGCGCAAAAUUCAAAUUUGACGCGCAAAACCCCGUCAAAAUUUUAAGGUUAUGUUCAUGUUUUUUGAAUUGCACAAGUUUAUUUGGUAAAAUGCCCAAAAUAAAGCUUGACCACGUUGUUAGUUUCAGCAGCGAGGACUCCGUUCACGUCGCAAAUAACGUUCUAAACAGCGAUCCCGCUAAAAAAUGGAAAUGCAAAGAUGCGGGCGAACGCUCGGCCACAAUUGUCCUCCAGCUCGAGAAAGCGUCCCUAAUUUCAGCACUUGACAUCGGGAAUGAAAAUUCCGCAUAUAUUGAAGUCCUGGUCUCAAGAUCAGGGACCACGGAUGAUUUCAAAGUUUUACUGGUAAUGUCUUCCUUCAUGACGCCUUUAGAGGCACGUCAAGGGACUAACCCUAACAAGGUGCGAAUGUUCACCCAAGAGCAUUUAUCCAAACCCGAAUGUGAACAAAAGUGGGACAGAGUCAAGAUAGUUUGCACUCAACCUUUCAACAGACAUGUUCAAUAUGGGCUGUCUUUUAUUACGUUCCAUACGCCUGGAGACAAGCCAAACGGGACCCCAGUCCAGACAACCAUUGGAAAAUUUACGCUAAGGCCUGACUCGCCUGAUAAUCUAACAUCUGGGAGUCUAUUUGCCAGAAGACAGGAGUUUCAAAAAGAGCCCCUUUCCGUGGCAGCUGCCAUAAGAGAAGCCUCUUCAUCACCAGUAACAAAACCAAAGUUAAAAAUUAAUAACACGUCACAAAGUAAUAAUAAUAAUAAAGAUCAUAAACCCGUACCAAGAAACAGGAACGAAAUUCUCUACAAUAAAGAUGAGGAAGAACCUCACGAAAAAAUUGAUAAAAUCAUUGAAAAGAAAGCCAAAGAGGAGACAAAAACCAAGAAUUUCUCCCCCAAACCUAAAGAUUCGGGAGAGACAAGCAAACGAAAGCACGAAUCCAGCAAAAAAGAAAGCCCCAAGAAAAAAAUUAAAGUUGAAAAACGCAGAAAGCCCUUCUCAGAACUGUUGAGGGGUGUGACCUUGGUCAUUAGCGGCAUACAAAAUCCUGAUCGAGGUAAUUUGAGGACGAUGGCGUUGGAAAUGGGGGCCAAAUAUAAGCCCGACUGGGACAACUCUUGCACUCAUUUAAUCUGCGCCUUCACCAAUACUCCCAAAUUCAAUCAAGUGAAAGGCAAGGGAAAAAUCGUUAAAAGAAAUUGGAUUGAGGAGUGUCACUCCCAAAGGAAGCGCCUCCCUUGGAGACGCUUUUGUUUGGAUAAAAAAGAUGCAAAAGAACCAGAGAGUGAGGAUGAGAUUUGGGAGGAAAUUGAGCAAAAAAUUGAGGAGGAUAGUACCGAUGAUGAGGGGUUUGAUGACACAAAAAUGCAAAAAAGAAUAGAGGAAAUUCAAGCAAAACAAAAAGAAAAGUCUCGAGAAAAAGAAACAAAUUCGUUUUCGCAAGACACGGACGAAGAAACAAUUCAGUCAAAGCCGGGCGAUGAGAUUGCCGACAAAUUACCUGGGUUCUUAGACUUCAAGACGUUUUUUAUCGACGAGUGUCUUGAUGAAGACGUUGCAAAGACUUUAGAAAGAUACAUAAUAGCAUACAACGGAAUUGUUGCGGAAAACCCAUCAGAAGACGUUGAUUAUUUCAUAACGUCUGAAAAUAACGCUGAAAAUUUAAAAUCCUACAAUUCCAGAGCAGAGUGUUUGAGACCAGACUGGCUGUGGGACUGUCACAAUAACAAAAAAUUUGUCUCUACUGUUGAUUACUUGUUAUAACGAGGUAAGCAAGCUAUUUAUUUUUCUAAAUAAAUGUGGAAAAAUUAA
Tribolium castaneum (red flour beetle) is the source of this 1864-nucleotide messenger RNA. It is a transcript of the gene XRCC1, whose product is annotated as XRCC1. Gene Ontology annotation, cellular component: nucleus. The record is from RefSeq and is a predicted model, not a curated record. The transcript has 5 exons. Gene Ontology annotation, biological process: double-strand break repair via nonhomologous end joining; base-excision repair; single strand break repair. Lineage: Eukaryota; Metazoa; Arthropoda; Insecta; Coleoptera; Tenebrionidae. Gene Ontology annotation, molecular function: damaged DNA binding. Bases 146 to 1816 code for a protein of 556 amino acids.